Molecule: messenger RNA, 949 nt
Organism: Amaranthus tricolor (Joseph's coat)
Lineage: Eukaryota; Viridiplantae; Streptophyta; Magnoliopsida; Caryophyllales; Amaranthaceae
Exons: 2
Coding region: 107-715 (202 amino acids)
Molecular function (GO): enzyme inhibitor activity
Source: RefSeq, a predicted model, not a curated record
AUUAAUUAGAUAACUAAUUAACUUUUGUCAAUAAAAAGAAUUAAAUCAUAAUUCAUGGGCAAAUCUUGUUAAAAAGUUAAUUAUCUAACACAAUAAAAAUAACAAAAUGAAGAUUAUAGCUCUUUCAUUUGUUUUCCUAGCCUUAUCCUUCACCCUAUGUAUAGCUAAGGAUGAAAAAAAUGAAACCCAAGGGAACAAUAACAAAAGCGGACCUUUCGACAUCCAAGAAGUUUGCAAAGCUAGCAACGACGCCGUAAAAUGCGCGUCGAUUCUCAAGUCGCUCGGUGGUAACAAUGAGAAGGUAAAAUCGAGCAAAUUUUCAGACAAAGUGGUUAAGCACGCGCAAAGCGAAUUUGGACACACAUCAAUAAAGGCAAGGAAAGAAAUGAGAGAAGAUGGGGCCAAAAGUGAUGUGAAAAGAGCUCUAUCUCAUUGUGUGAAGUUGUACUUGGACAUGAACAAUGAGCUUAGGGGUCUUUAUUGUACAGGACUUAAGUCUAGCAAUUAUGGUUCAACUGCUGAAAAGUUUAGUAGCAUGGCUAAAUUUUACCCAAGGUCAUGUGAACAUGGGUUAGUUAAGGCAGGUACAAAUGGUAAUAAACUUGGGUUAUAUGAAAAAUAUAAGGAUCUUGAAGAUCUUGGUAGCAUUGUGGUGGCUGUUACUCAUUAUGUUUCAGCUCACUCUAUGCAAAAGCCACCAUUUCAGAAAAACUAAGCGGAUUAAUGAUUACUGUCUACAUCUUUCUGAAUGUGCACUAUAUAACUUAAAAAAAACUCUCAAAUUUAUGAGAUAUAUAGUGAUUUCUCAUUGGGACAGAGAAAUUAUACUGUAAGAGGUCAUUAAUCAUUAUUAUGCAUAAAAUUUAAUUUAUGUUUUUAGUGUGUAAUUACAGCUUCUUUUUGUUACUAAAUUAUACACAAUAUUAUUAUUAUUAUACUUCUAUGUAGU